AUGAAAGCCCGUAGCAUUUAUGGCCGUGACGUCCUUCAUUGCCUGCCGGACUUGCUAGAUAGAGGAGAAGAAGAAAGGUUGGUAUGCCUGUGUAUAGCAUAUAUUACUCUUGGGAGCAGUCAACGGGCAAAGGCUGUAGCUGAUGUUGCUGGAUUAAUGGACCCUCUAUGCCAACUGGCUAAGGCUAGACAAAUGGACGUUGCUGUUGCUGCAAUUUCAAAUGCUAUUAUCGGUAUCAGUGAUGAUUCGUACAUCAAUGAAUUGGUGGAUUGCUGCAUAGGUCCUCUGUGUGAUUAUCUUGGCGUCUUUGGUAAUAAAAUAAUUUGCACCAUUAGUCUUAAAGGAGUAGAAAACAUAUUGGAGUAUGGGGAAAAGCACAAGGGACCUGACGGCACUAAUAUUUAUGCUAAGCGGAUCGAAGAGGCUGGGGGAUUGAAAAAUCUUAACGGCAUGUAUUGUUCUUUGACCAUGAAACUCCAGGCUUAUGAAAUAUUGAGUAAAUACUGGCCUGCCAACGGAACCUCAUGCAAAGGUGUCCCGACAUAUACAAUCCCACCUUUGAAGAAUUAUUAUAGAAGAAGACGUGAAAGAGGAAGUAAGAUUUGUGCAGCUUUGACCUAG
This is a messenger RNA of Nicotiana attenuata, 621 nucleotides long. Its product is annotated as importin subunit alpha-8-like. The transcript is spliced from 3 exons. NCBI's taxonomy places the organism in Eukaryota, Viridiplantae, Streptophyta, Magnoliopsida, Solanales, Solanaceae. The coding region runs from base 1 to 621 and encodes 206 amino acids. The record is from RefSeq and is a predicted model, not a curated record. Gene Ontology annotation, biological process: NLS-bearing protein import into nucleus. Gene Ontology annotation, molecular function: nuclear import signal receptor activity. Gene Ontology annotation, cellular component: nucleus.